AUGCUUUUGCAUCACGUCCGUGGACCAACUUCAUUUUUAGAUUUAAAAACUGUUGAUGACGUUAUCCACCCUACAUUUCAAAGAGCUUGCCAAGCGCUUGGUCUGUUACAAAAUGAAAGUCAUUGGAAUUCUACUCUCGAAGAAGCUGCUUUAUUUCAAUCAGUGUCGAAUCUAAGAGAACUUUUUGUUACUAUGAUAGCAUUUUGCCACAUUACUAAUUUAACAGAACUGUGUAAAAAUCACAAAAAUAAUAUGUCAUUAGAUAUUUUGCAGCAAGAAAGGCAUCGUUCUGGAAAUCACGAUUUAGCUGUCACUCCAUAUAUUUUGAAUAAAACUUUAAUAUUAAUAGAAAAUGAUCUUCUGAAAAUAUCUGGAAAGAAGCUGUCUGAUCUUAACAUGGAAUCACCGUUACGAACUGAUGAUAAUGAUAAUAAUUUUCUUAGAGAUAGGGCUUAUAUUGCAGAAACUUCUUAUGAUUAUGAUAUACUUUCAAAUUACAUCCAGGAGAAUGAGCCGAAGUUAACAAACGAUCAGCAAGUUGUUUAUAAUACUAUUUUACAAAGCGUAUUGCAAGAUACUGGAGAAUUAUUUUUUCUUGAUGCUCCUGGUGGAACUGGCAAGACCUUCAUGCUGAAUCUCUUGCUUGCAAAGUUACGUGUAGAGAGAAUAAUUUCAUUAGCAGUCGCUUCUUCCGCAACAUUAUUACAAAAUGGCAAGACAGCACAUUCCGCUUUCAAAUUACCUUUGGAUCUUCAGACUAACGAACGCCCAGUUUGUAGUGUGAAGAAACAAAGUUCUUUGGGUAAAUUAUUAAGGGAGACACGUUUUAUUGUUUGGGAUGAAUCAACAAUGGCGAAUAAAGGUGGUCCUGAAGCACUUGAUAGAACGCUGAGGGAUUUUAAAAAUAAUGAUCGCCCAAUGGGCGGAGUUGUUAUUCUUUUUGCUGGUGACUUUAGACAAAUAUUGCCAGUUGUGCCUAAAGGCACUAAAAGUGAUGAAAUCAACGCCUGUCUAAAGUCAUCUUAUCUUUGGUCUUACAUAACAUCUUUGAGAUUAACAACCAAUAUGCGUGUACACCUUGGUGGUGAUAAUAAUGCCGAGCUCUUCUCACAACAUCUUUUGAAAAUUGGUGACGGAACUUUUCAGAAUGAUAAGGAUAGCAUAAUACAAAUAAAUUCUACAUUUGCAAUUUCGGUUCUUGAUCAAAAUAACUUAAUCAACAAAGUUUAUCCUGAAAUUUCUCAUAUUUCCAAUAAAUCCAAUGAAUGGCUCCGUGAACGUGCAAUUUUGGCCCCUAAAAACGACAUCAUCAACAUCAUAAACGAAAAAGUUCUUUAUAUGUUCGAAGCUGAUAAAAAAAACUAUAUUUCCAUAGAUACACUUACUAAUCAAGAUGAAGCUAUAGAUAUCCUGACUGAUAUCCAUCAGGUCUCCCCCCACACAAACUUGAUUUAA
Metopolophium dirhodum (rose-grain aphid) is the source of this 1455-nucleotide messenger RNA. RefSeq names its product ATP-dependent DNA helicase pif1-like. The record is from RefSeq and is a predicted model, not a curated record. Lineage: Eukaryota; Metazoa; Arthropoda; Insecta; Hemiptera; Aphididae. The transcript has a single exon. The coding region runs from base 1 to 1455 and encodes 484 amino acids. Gene Ontology annotation, molecular function: DNA helicase activity. Gene Ontology annotation, biological process: DNA repair; telomere maintenance.